This is a messenger RNA of Cladophialophora carrionii CBS 160.54, 1125 nucleotides long. RefSeq lists its product as uncharacterized. NCBI's taxonomy places the organism in Eukaryota, Fungi, Ascomycota, Eurotiomycetes, Chaetothyriales, Herpotrichiellaceae. The transcript has 3 exons. Bases 1 to 1125 code for a protein of 374 amino acids. The record is from RefSeq and is a predicted model, not a curated record.
AUGACCCUCUGGAGCAGCAUAAAACCAUUCUGGCCUCUCCUCUUCACCUUCAUCCUCCCGCGAGCGCUCAACUACUACCGGGCUCUCAAAGUUGCGUACCGAACACGACCCCCGCCACGGCCUCUGGACAGCAAAACGACCCGCGGUCUCAACGCUCUCUUCGGAUCAAUAUGCACGUUUCUCUACGCCUCGUGGCCCAACUUGAGAGGCGAUCUCAGCGAGCAUAACGUCUUCGUCAUCACGCAGAGCCGGCUGGGCGUCGCGACAGACGUGCUGUUCCAGAGACUAGCGCUGCUGAGGGAAGGAGGACGGCUCAUCCCCGUGGACGAGACGCUGCGGUCGAAGCUCACGUCGCCGGCCCUCCGCCAACUGUACCUCCGCUUCGGCCCCUCGACGCUUCUGGGCUGCCAAUUCUGCCACGCCGACGACCCGUUCUCCUACCUCCUCUACCAUCUCCCGACGAACACCAUCCUCCCGCACCUAUUCCACAUCUUCACCCUCGGGCUCGCCACCUCCGAGACGCUCUCCGGCUACGAAGCCAGCACCUGGCGGCACGGCACCGUGCUCGGCGCCCUCGUUCUUGCGGGCCUGGACGUGUUUCUGACGACGACGUACGCGCCCGUGGUAACCCCUACGACCACGGCCCCAGCGGGGACGUUCUGGAUCGGGUCGUCGCUCCGAUACCUGUCGCUCGUGGCCUUUGACGCGGCCGUCGCGUUUCUGAUCUACGCCUCGGCCACGCGGCGGUUCUAUCUGUUCCCCGCGCUGGCGGCAGCAACCUCCGAUGUGGACGCAGACCCCGAACUCAGCAGGCGGAGGACCGAGGAGACGGUCACGCAGGCGACGCUGGCGUUGCAGAUGGCCGGCACGAAUCUGCGGGCCUACAGUAUUGCGCGGAAUGCCGUGGUCAGGAAUCCCGGCUUGAAGGCCACGGAUGACGAGUACUGGCGGACUGCGGUGGCGAUGGAGGGCGGCGGCGACGAGAGUGUUUUGGCCGAGGAGGAGGUCCAGGCCGCGAUCGCGAGGGCGUAUGGGAGUGGCGGCGUGGAUGUCGAGAAUGUGAGGAGGGAGGCCGAGGCGUUUGUCAGGCAUGCUACCAGGGCGUUGGACGGGGGAGCGAGAUAG